Dermatophagoides farinae (American house dust mite) is the source of this 928-nucleotide messenger RNA. RefSeq lists its product as uncharacterized. Lineage: Eukaryota; Metazoa; Arthropoda; Arachnida; Sarcoptiformes; Pyroglyphidae. The record is from RefSeq and is a predicted model, not a curated record.
UUUUGUUGAUGCAUCAAUCAUAUCAUGAUGACAUGCGUGUGUUGCAUGUUGAUUUUUUUUCGCUUGAAAUAAUCAAUUUGAUCGAUCCAGAAAGAUGCAGAAAGCGGGUAAAAUUUUAAUCGGAAAACUUAAAACACUUGUUACCGGGAGCAGUUCUAGAUUGGGUAAUAAGUUGGUCAAGGAUUUGGCGGAAAAUGGAGCCACAGUUUAUGCUGUCGAUAAACGUAUCCGUAGUUCACAACUUUAUGGAAAAGAUCAUCAUUUCAUACAAGGUGAUCUAGCUGAUCAAACUUUUUUAAGAGAUUAUCUGAAAAAUAUUGGUCCUAUUGAUGCAUUGAUUAAUUGUGCUGGCCAUCGAAGUUCUUACAAUUAUUUUUUAAGUUAUUUGAUUUCGAAAAACAUUUUGGAAAAGUUACAAAAUAAUGAGAUCAACCAAUUCGGCUGUCGUGGCUGUAUCAUAAAUCUAGUCUAUAUCAAUUCCAAAUAUGAUGCUGAAUAUUUCAAAAAACAAGACGAUUUUGUUCAAAAAUAUGGAAUAUCAUUGGAAACUAUAGAUGAUGAUGUAUAUCGUCUAGCUGAUCUGCUGACAGCUGCCCGAAUACGUUGUAAUACCUUGAUGGUCGAUUCGAAACAAGAUGAGAAACAGUUCAGUACAAUGGUCAUGCAUAUAUUGGAAGACCAAUAUAUUGCUGGACAAGUUAUUAACAUGGAAGAUAACCUGAAACACCAUGAAUUAAACCACGAAGAAUUCAAGGCCGAAGUUUUGCGUGGUAAAGUUAAGGAACAAAAAGGCGAUCAAAAUUAUGUGCUUCCACCCGAAAUCAAAGAAGAAAAAAUUAUUCCUUUGUCUAAUUCUACAUUUCCUGUCAAAAGUUGAUUUAUAUAUAAUAUUUGCAUUAAAUAAAUAAAUCUCGAAUUUAAAACUAAA